Molecule: messenger RNA, 3157 nt
Organism: Helianthus annuus (common sunflower)
Lineage: Eukaryota; Viridiplantae; Streptophyta; Magnoliopsida; Asterales; Asteraceae
Product: protein SMAX1-LIKE 6
Exons: 3
Coding region: 142-2943 (933 amino acids)
Source: RefSeq, a predicted model, not a curated record
UUUUAAAAUAUAAACACCUGUCCAGUUGUCCUCCUUGUUCUCUUCUCUUCAACUCUUAAAUUAUUCAAUUCAAAUUCAAAUAAUAAUUAAUAAUUAAUAAUCCAACAUCCUUUCACUCUUCACCGGUGGUGGCAGUCAACCAUGCCGACACCGGUCAACACAGCCAGGCAAUGCUUAUCACCAGAAGCCGUACAAGCCUUAGACGACGCCGUAUCCGUCGCCCACCGCCGCUGCCACGCCCAAACGUCGUCGUUACACGCCGUUUCCGCCUUACUCUCCCUCCCAUCCUCCCCUCUCCGUGAAGCAUGCGGACGCGCAAGAAACAGCGCGUACGCAUCACGCAUCCAGUUCAAAGCACUUGAACUCUGUUUAGGCGUCGCCUUAGACCGCCUUUCCUCAACCGCCCAGCGCGUGGACGAACCGCCGGUUUCCAACUCACUUAUGGCGGCUAUUAAACGGUCACAAGCCAAUCAAAGACGUCAGCCGGAGAAUUUCCAUUUGUAUCAACAUACGACGUCGUGUUCACCGUCUUCAAAUUCUGUUACAACUGUCAAAGUUGAGUUACAGAAUUUAAUUCUGUCCAUACUUGAUGACCCGGUUGUGAGUCGGGUAUUUGGAGAGUCCGGGUUUCGAAGUUCGGAUAUUAAACUAUCCAUACUCCGACCCGUUCACCGUCAACUUCUUCGGUGUAAAGCCCAACCUAUUUUUCUAUGUAACUUAACUAGUAACAUAAGUAACAUAAGCUUCCCAUUUCAUGGGUUGUUAGAAUACAACGAGGUUGUUAAACGAAUCAACGAAAUUCUCGACGGGAAGCAACGGAAUAAUCCGUUACUUGUCGGUCCAUCAGCCGUUGAAACGGUUAGGAUUUAUCUCGAGUCGUUUCAGAAAACCCGAACCAUUGUUUCGGUUAAACACGCGAUAACAAACUUUGUUAGUGGGAGUUCGGAUGUGAGUUUGUUGGAGUUGAAGUUGGAGGAAGUUGGUAAUGUUUUGAAGCAGGGUGUAGGGUGUGGGGUGAUGGUGGAAUAUGGGGAUUUGAAGGGUUUGUGUGGUGAAAGUUCGUUAGAUUCUGUUGGGGUUGUUGUGAAGAAACUGGGUCAACUGUUGAGGGUUCAUGGUGGUCAAGUUUGGUUGAUUGGAUCUGCUGAAAACCGUGAAACUUGUGUUCAGUUUUUCAAGAAAUAUCCUUCUGUUGAAGAAGAGUGGGACCUACAUGUUCUUCCUGUUAAUUCCAUCAGGCCUGUUAUGCCAGAAACAUUCCCAAAAUCCAGUUUAAUGGAGUCAUUUGUACCAUUUGGAGGGUUCUUUUCUCUGCCAACUGACAUCAGAAGCCCAUUAAGGAUUUCAAACCAUAUUGGAUCAUUAUGUCACAUUUGUGAUGAGAAGUUUAAGAUGGAAGUGAAUGAUAUAUCCAAAGGAGGACUUAACGGGUCGGUUUCUGACCAUCACCGGUCAACGCUGCCUUCUUGGUUACAAACGUCUCAAAUUUGCGCGAAUAGUGAGAUGGAUGUGGUGCAGGCCCAAGAUGAUCCUGCUGUAGUGAGCGCUAAAAUCAUCGGGCUGCAAAAGAAAUGGCAUAAUAUAUGUCAACGUAUUCAUCAAGGCGAACAGUAUUUACAAAUAUUACCAAAAUCAACGUAUACAAUCGGACCUCAAGUCCCUUCUGUUGUAGGCUUUCAAGUCACCGAAAGCACGAAACAAAUUGCGGGAUCUUCAAACGAAAGUGGAUGCGACACAAUUUCAAGGUCAAGUUCCCGAAAAAGUAAAGAUCCUUUUAUCGUUUGCAGCCUUUCAGGUUCAACAGCAUCAGGAAACUCGGUGACUACAGAUCUUGGGUUGGGUCCGUUCGAUCAAAAAGAUUCUAAACUGGUGUAUAGCUUACUGUUGACAAGAGUUGGCAGACAAGAAGAGGUUCUUGGUGUUAUUAGUCAAACCAUAGCUCGUUGCAGGGCUAGACCGGGACCCAACCGGGCUGGUAUCUGGUUCGGGUUCGUAGGGCCCGAUAGAGCUGCUAAGAAGAAAACCGCAGGUGCUCUUGCCGAAGUAUUACUCGGAGGUAGGGAAAACAUGAUCUGUGUUGAUCUAAGUUGUCAAGAGUUUAUCAGCGGUUGUGAUCUGAAGUUGAGAGGGAAAAACAUCAUUGAUUUUAUCUCUGAUGAACUGAGCAAGAAACCGUUAUCUGUUGUUUAUCUCGAAAAUGCUGACCUGGCUGAUACGCUGACUCAGCAACAUUUAUCUCGAGCGGCAACUACGGGGAGGUUUUCAGACUCUCAUGGUAGAGAAGUAAGCAUCAGCAAUGCGAUUUUCGUGUUAACUUCUAAAUUAUUUGGAGCGCAAGACUUCGAGGGGGUCGACGUUGAGUAUACAGAGGAAAAUGUUAUGAAAGCUAAAUGCGGGCCCAUCCGUGUGCUGUCCUGGUUUGAUUUGGAUGACAUGAAACCGAGCCGGAAAGUGGUUCGUGUUACAAGACAUCAGCGAACUGGUUCACCGGUCUCCAAGAACAAAAGGAAGCACUACCUGGACUUGAAUCUGCCAGCCGAAGAUCGUGAAGCAGAUUACGAUUCUACCCCUCAAAACUCGCAUGCUUGGUUAGAAGAAGUUCUGGAACGUGUGGACGGAAAAGUCAUUUUUAAGCCAUAUGACUUCGACUCGCUUGCUAAGAAGAUUCUAAAAAGAAUAAGUGAAUGUUUUGAGAGCAAUGUUGGGUUGGAUUGCUCGUUAGAAAUCGAUUAUAGAGUGAUGGAGCAAAUUCUUAAAGCGUCAUGCUUUUUGGAGACCGCGAAAACUGAGGACUGGAUCAAGCAGGUCCUUGGUGAAGCAUUUACCGAAGCUCAAAGGAAGUACGGCCUCAGUUGUAACUCCGUUUUGAAACUUGUCACGGCUCAGCCGCCAGAGGAGCAAUUUUCCGGCGUCCUACUACCCGACAGGAUCAUAAUGAGCUGAUCAAGAUUGCGGUGAGGUGCAUAAUGUAGCAAUCAGAUAGCAAUUUAGUCCUUGUUUUUAAUAUUUGUUUAGUGUUUUUAGGCUAUGAAAAUAGAUGGGGUUGUACUUGUGUUUGUAUAAUAGAUGUAAGUUAUAGUUAAAAAGAUUGUGAAACUUGUACUCUUGUUAUUAUUAUUAUUAUUAUGUACCAAAUUUUACCAAACUGAACUCAAAA